Messenger RNA from Pundamilia nyererei, 549 nucleotides. Its product is annotated as caspase-1-like. NCBI's taxonomy places the organism in Eukaryota, Metazoa, Chordata, Actinopteri, Cichliformes, Cichlidae. Gene Ontology annotation, molecular function: cysteine-type endopeptidase activity. The record is from RefSeq and is a predicted model, not a curated record. Gene Ontology annotation, biological process: proteolysis; regulation of inflammatory response. The transcript has 4 exons. The annotation marks the transcript as partial. Gene Ontology annotation, cellular component: IPAF inflammasome complex; AIM2 inflammasome complex; NLRP3 inflammasome complex.
GAGAUUGAAGAAGCUCUACAAAAGUUCUCCAAACAUCCACAUCUUGUCCACACGGAUAGUGUGUUUGUAGUUAUCAUGUCUCACGGAUCUCUGCAAGGUGUCUGUGGCACUGACUGCAAACCUUUUGAAAUUGAAAACAUUUACAAGAGCCUAAACACACAGAAUUGUCCUGCACUACAUAACAAGCCCAAGGUGGUCAUCAUCCAGGCUUGUAGAGGAGGUCAGGCGGGUUCGGUGGUUUUACAUGAUGAAGUUUUAACCACUAUUGGAAGAGACAUCGAGACAGAUGCUGUGGUACACAAAGAAAAGGACUUCAUCUCUCUGCUGUCCUGCACCCCUAAUACGACUUCAUACAGAGAUGAGUCAUACGGCUCUUAUUUUAUCCAAUAUAUUGUUGAGAUAUUCAAAGAGUUUGCUGAUGUGGAUCACAUUGAGGAACUGUUCAGAAAAGUCAUGCAGCGCUUCGAGGAAUCGGAGUUUGGUGAAAUUCAGAUGCCAAGCAAAGACAGAUGUACUCUGACCAAGAACUUCUACCUGCUUCCCUACUAA